Molecule: messenger RNA, 1686 nt
Organism: Rotaria sp. Silwood2
Lineage: Eukaryota; Metazoa; Rotifera; Eurotatoria; Philodinida; Philodinidae
Source: the annotation of a GenBank genome assembly
AUGGAAAAUCGUCGAAAUUCUUCUAUUCAAGCAACUGGUUACUUACUUGUUAAAGUUGAAGAUACUCGUCCGAAAUUAAUUGCUGUUGGUUGUGUUAUAUCAACAAUGUGUCUUCCUAAUCUUGAAUUUCAACUUGUUAAUCCAACAACACAAGUUGCUUUGUUUUCUAUUUGUGUUGGAAGUUGUACAGAUAUUCAAAACAUAACAUGGAAUAUUUAUCAAGGUUUAGAUAAUUCAUCUUCAAAUACUACUCAAUGGAUUCUGUUCAAUCAAAUGAUUUCAUAUGAAAAUAUUUGGUUUUUUGGUAGAAAUACGACUAAUUUUACAGCAACAAACAAACUAUUUCUUGAGAAUUCUCAAAUAAAACUUUGGCGAUUUGAAGUUAUUUAUGCAUUGACAUCUGAAAUAAGUACAAGUGCACUGAAUUUUGCUAUUAAUCAACCUCCAUAUAAUGGUUCUUGCUCAAUUAAUCCUCUCAAUGGUACAACAAGUACUUUAUUUACAAUUUCAUGUCCAGAUUGGUUUGAUGAAGAUGGAAUUAAAGAUUAUUCACUUUAUGUCUGGAAAAAAGAUUCAUCGGAACGUUUAAUGAUUGCUUUUUCACCAGUAUCACUCUUUCAAGUUCGUUUGCCAUCUGGAGAUAAUCAAACUUCCAUACUCAAUAUUGUUAUUUAUAUUCGAGAUCUUCUUGAUUGUCUGACUGAAAUGAAUAUGUCUUCUAUUAGUGUCAUGCCAGAUUUAUCAACAAUUACUGAUUUAAUUAAUAAUUUACAAAGUUCAUCAAAUAUAAUACAAAAUAAUCCAAUUGUUCAAUUACUUGCUAGUGGAAAUCAAAAUAUUGUUGGACAAAUUAUUACUUCAGUUUCACAACAAUUUAAUAAAAUGAAUAAUGAAAGUCUAGACAAUGCUGCUUCAAAUGGAAUUCCACUCGCAAGUAUUUCUAUAGCAUCAUUAGGAAGUACAAAUUCACAGGAAAUUUCUAUUCCAUUAAAUGCAUCAGCUUUGACUGAAUACAAUAAAGAAUUAAAUUCUCAAGCAAAUGUUCGAGAUUAUCUAAUAAAAUUUACAAAUAAACUUGCCAUUACAACAUCGAAUAGUAUCAAAUUACAAUCAUCAUCAUUAGCACAAUUGACUCAAGCUACAAAUCAAUUAAAACGAUCAAGUUCGCUACUAGCAUCAAAUAAAUGUUAUCAAUUAUCUCUUGCUUUACAUUCAAUGGCAACAAAAAUUCCAUAUGAAGAUGUUCAAGCAGCAUCAACUUCAUUAAUUCAAUGUGCUACAAAUGUUUUGACUGCUAUAAAUGGACCAAUACAACAAAGAACAAGUUUACUUAAUUUAGAUUUAUCUCGUUCAAAUGAAUUACCUAUUGAUUAUGAUACAGAUCUUGAAUCUAAAUGGUCUAAUCUACAUUUAUUUGCUAAUGGAAAUGAUUUUUCAAUUAAAACAAUUGAAAAAAAUCGAAAUAUUUAUUAUCAAAAACAAGCAGCAAAUCAAAUAGAAAUUCAAGUAAAAGAAAUAAUUUCAUUAUUAACAUCUUCAUUAAAUAUUCAUUUAAAUCUUGGUCAAAAUUUAUUAAUAAAUACAUCUGAAACAUUUAUGUCAUUAGAAACAAUAUCUAUUGAAUCACUUUCAAAUAGAAUUGUAGAACAAGUUGGAAAUGAUGAAUCCACUCGCUUCAUUUGGUAA